Messenger RNA from Acanthocheilonema viteae, 600 nucleotides. The record is from the annotation of a GenBank genome assembly. NCBI's taxonomy places the organism in Eukaryota, Metazoa, Nematoda, Chromadorea, Rhabditida, Onchocercidae.
AUGGGUAAGAUAAGGGCAGCGUUAGCUGGCCAGUGUUGUGUUGAAUCUCCAUCUCAAGUAAGAAUUACUUUUGAAAUUGGGACACUAACUUGUCGACCAGUCAUGCCGAAGAAGAAACAAAGAGGAAAUGAACUCAUUAAGGAAUUAGAAAGGCAAUUACAUAAAUCAGCGAAACAAAAAGAUGAUCGAAAAGUGUGCGAUUUUUGUGUAGAACUUGGCGAUGAGUAUCGACGAAUCGGUGAUUUAUACGAAGCAUUAAGGUAUUAUCGGAAGGGUGUGGAAGUUGCUGAAAAGUUGAACAUUUAUGAAAAUUCCGUUUUUGCUCAUCGGGCCAUUGCGGAAAUUCUCGUUGAUCCAGGUAUCCAGGAAAAUACUAAGGCAUUAGAGCAUGGAGAGAAAUAUUUGGAAGCAGCAAACAAAUCUGGAAAAGUCCACUUUAUCCAACUUUCAUAUCAUGUGAUUGGCUGGCUUCACCUACAAAUCUAUUUGAAUUCAAAUGCAAAGCAGGAAAUGUUACUAGAAAAAGCUAAACAAUGGUGUGAAAGAAGCCUUGUUUAUUUAUCGAAGCAUGCCCUAGAUAUUGAUUGCGAUAAAGAGUAA